CUUGGGGUCACAGCCCCCUCCCGGGGAGGGGGCUCGUCGGCCAUGGGUGGGGGUCACAGACCUCAGGCCCCAAGCCCGUCCCGGGGAGGGGAUCGGGUUCCCUGCCCAGGCGCCCCUGGCCCCUCCCCUGAGGCCUGCGGCCCCUCCUCCGGCGCCCUGGUGCCGGUCUCUGCGGCCCGAGGCGGUUCUCGAGAAUCCGAAGGGCCUGCGCCAAACGCGUCGCUGGCAGCAGAGGCCUGGGACAACUCGCAGCCUUCGUCCUCGUCGUCCUCCCGACUCUCUGCACGGCCGCCGACUGCGACCCUGGGGACGUGCUUAGGGGUGGCGAGGUCGCCGCUGCGCCAGGCCGGGUGGGACGGGAUGGCGGUCGCCACGUUGCUGGAGGCCGGCCUGGCCCGGUUGCUCUUCUACCCGACCCUGCUCUACACACUGUUUCGCGGGAAGAUGCCGGGUCGGGUGCACCGCGACUGGUACCACCGCAUCGACUCCACGGUGCUGCUGGGCGCGCUGCCGCUGCGGAGCAUGACGCGCCGGCUGGUACAGGACGAGAACGUGCGCGGGGUGGUCACCAUGAACGAGGAAUAUGAAACGAGGUUCCUGUGCAACUCCUCACAGGAGUGGAAGAAAGUAGGAGUUGAACAGCUGCGGCUCAGCACAGUAGACAUGACUGGAAUCCCAACCUUGGAUAACCUCCAGAAAGGAGUCCAGUUUGUUCUCAAGUACCGGUCACUAGGCCAGUGUGUCUACGUGCAUUGCAAGGCUGGGCGCUCCAGAAGUGCCACCAUGGUUGCAGCAUAUCUGAUUCAGGUGAACAACUGUAGUCCAGAGGAGGCUGUACGAGCCAUCACCAAGAUCCGGUCACACAUCCACGUCAGAUCCGGCCAGUUGGAAGUUCUCCAAGAGUUCUUCAAGAUUACAGCAGGGCUAGCAAAGAAUAAGACUCUUCACACAUCAGAGACAUGAAGAACGUGGAUUAGAAAGAACUCAAAACAACUCUGCUUACUACAGAAUAAAAAAGUUUAACAAAACCAAAGGGGCUUAAGCCUAGACUUGACACACCAGAAAUGUGCCAAGUAAUGGAUAAUUUGCUCCCUUUGUCUUGUUUCAGUUUCCUGAAAUAACACUGUUGUAUGG
Molecule: messenger RNA, 1134 nt
Organism: Choloepus didactylus (southern two-toed sloth)
Lineage: Eukaryota; Metazoa; Chordata; Mammalia; Pilosa; Megalonychidae
Gene: PTPMT1
Product: protein tyrosine phosphatase mitochondrial 1
Exons: 4
Coding region: 43-963 (306 amino acids)
Biological process (GO): protein dephosphorylation
Molecular function (GO): phosphatidylglycerophosphatase activity; phosphatidylinositol-4,5-bisphosphate 5-phosphatase activity; protein tyrosine/serine/threonine phosphatase activity
Source: RefSeq, a predicted model, not a curated record